GCUGCCUCUGGCCACCUGUUGCUGUCUUUCUUGGGGCCACCCUACACCCAGUCCACCAGUCCACCAGGCCCAGCGUGGCGGCUGUGGACUCAAGUCUGGACCUGCUGCUUCUCAGACAUCUCCAUGACAACCAUGGCCUUGGAGGAGCCAGAUGGAGGCCUGGGCAGUUGCCAAGCGGUGCCACCCAGGCUGGCUGACUCCAGCAGCUGGCCCCAUAAUUCUCAGGAGCCAGAGACUGAGGGGAGCCCUGCAGGCGGAGUGGAUAUCCAGCCCAAGAAGACAGAAAAGGAGCCUGUGGCCAAAGUGGCCCCAGGACUCAGCAAGGAGAGGCUGAAAGCAGGAGCAACCCCGAGGAGCCCAGCACGAAAGAAGGCGCAGGCUGCGCCACCCCCGAAGCCGCUGCCACCUCCACCGGCUCUAAGCGAGGAGCUGCCGUGGGGAGACCUGACGCUCAACAAGUGCCUGGUGCUUGCCUCGCUGGUGGCGUUGCUGGGCUCAGCCUUCCAGCUGUGUCGCGACGUCGUGGUUGGGGAGACGGCCGCCCCCGCACCUGUCCCUGAGCCAUGGGUCCCGCCAAGCUCGCCACCAAAGAAGCCAGCGUCGCCCCCGCUGAAGCCCGUGGCCUCGGCCCCGUCAUUGGGACCCUCUGCACCCCAGGUGGAGGCAGAGGAGAAGACUGAGGUUCCCAGGAGAACGGAAGCUGCAGAAAAGGGAGAAGGGGAGUCUGGGGAGGCAUCUGGGGAGGAGUGCGCACACCUCGCCCACGGAGGUCCCAAGGAGAGGCUGUGGAAAGAAAGACCACGAAAGGAGAGGCCACGGAAGGAGGAGAGGCCGCGGAAGGAGAGGCCGCGAAAGGAGAGGCCGCGAAAGCCGGAGAAGCCACGAGCCUCAGGGCAUGCCCGGGAAGCCCUACCCCGAAGCUGGAAGACACGCGAAGGGGGCCAUCGACGCUGGGUGUGGGACUCUGGAGACCCUGAGCACAGAAAAAGUCGGGCCUCGGCCUCCCCGCGGCGCCCCGACGCAGAGGACUGGCCUCUGGGCCGCCAGAAGCACCGCACCGGCAAGGGGCGAGACUGAGCCGGGCCUGGGUCCUGCAGCAGAAUCCUGGGACCCCUUCUCUGAAGCCCUCGGUUCUAGCAAAAUAAAGCGAGUGCUGCGGCCCCCA
Molecule: messenger RNA, 1165 nt
Organism: Phyllostomus hastatus (greater spear-nosed bat)
Lineage: Eukaryota; Metazoa; Chordata; Mammalia; Chiroptera; Phyllostomidae
Gene: JSRP1
Product: junctional sarcoplasmic reticulum protein 1
Exons: 7
Coding region: 124-1077 (317 amino acids)
Biological process (GO): skeletal muscle contraction; regulation of ryanodine-sensitive calcium-release channel activity
Cellular component (GO): sarcoplasmic reticulum
Source: RefSeq, a predicted model, not a curated record